AUGCAGUCGUUAUUUGGGCCCAAUGUGCCCAGGAAAUCUAACUGCAAUGGCUUGAGAGCCGUCCUUGGUUUGUUAUUUGGAAUACUUUUUGCACGAGUGUCAUCUUGUCCGAGCGGCUGCCAUUGUACGGAAAAGAGCGGCACAACAGUAGUCAGAUGCGUGUCUCGGAACUUGGAGAAGAUCCCAUCAGACCUACCGAGAGAUACCGUUGCUCUAAUAUUGGCGUCCAAUCAUAUCACCAAGAUCCCAAAUCACGCUUUCAGAGAGCUAAACUACCUUCAGGAAUUGGACCUUUCCAACAAUGACAUCGAGACAGUGGAUGUUGCAGCGUUUCACGGUCUCUCUGACAGCCUACUGGUGCUCGAUCUUUCAAAUAAUCAGAUCCAAAGUGUCCCCAAGGAAGCUUUCGCCCAUCUCAGAGCCAAAAUCAACCUUUCUAACAACCCGUGGCACUGCGAAUGCAUAUUGCAGGAGGUUCUACGGGAGCUGAGGCUCGACCCGGAGUCGGUGAAAGACGUGGUGUGCCACACUGCCGUGCAGGAAGAGUACGCAGGCAGGUCGGUCAUCCAAGUUCUGGACUCAGGGAUCAACUUCUGCAACUUUCACCACAAGACGACUGAUGUCGCCAUGUUCAUUACCAUGUUCGGUUGGUUUACUAUGGUGAUAGGAUACGUCAUCUAUUACGUGAGACACAACCAGGAGGACGCAAGGAGGCAUCUGGAGUACCUCAAAUCGUUGCCCAGUAGCUCUCAAAUCACAAAAGAUUUAGACACUAUUAGCACUGUUCUUUAA
Messenger RNA from Nerophis lumbriciformis (worm pipefish), 792 nucleotides. The record is from RefSeq and is a predicted model, not a curated record. NCBI's taxonomy places the organism in Eukaryota, Metazoa, Chordata, Actinopteri, Syngnathiformes, Syngnathidae.